Messenger RNA from Phycomyces blakesleeanus NRRL 1555(-), 375 nucleotides. RefSeq lists its product as hypothetical. NCBI's taxonomy places the organism in Eukaryota, Fungi, Mucoromycota, Mucoromycetes, Mucorales, Phycomycetaceae. Bases 1 to 375 code for a protein of 124 amino acids. The record is from RefSeq and is a predicted model, not a curated record. The transcript has 2 exons.
AUGCAGCAUCAGUGGGUCUAUUCUUCAGGGUCUAACUGGGCCGUCCUGGAUCAAGCAACAACCCAAGUAGUCGACAAAAUGUGGGGAUCUGCCGAAUCCGGCUGGGUCCAUAGUCCUACUUUUGGAAAUCAACCUAUCACAUCAAAUCAAGUCAAUUCACAUCAAUUCAAACCAAUGGCCUCGGGAUGGUUCUACAAGAAUGGUGCUAAAUGGCUUCCAUUAGAAACCGACCUACAGGAAAGAAUUGAGGAACUCUGGAAGUCAGAGUCUGAUGCCUGGGUAGAGUCGCGUGCAUUUGGCCGGGUUUAUAUCAAUACCCAGAAAUUGAUUAUGUCAACCAGUGAGACAACAUGGGAACUUCUCAGAGAUUUAUAG